UAUUUAUUAUAAGAUGGUGCACACUGCCAAAACUAGUUUUCAAAACAUCAAACACCUCAGACUUUAUAUCAAAAAGAUGGACACAGAAUUGUAGAAUACAGAUACAAAAGUCUGCUCUUUUCUCUCAGCUUUGUGGGCUCUCUCUAGUUGCUUCAAAGUGGCUGCUUUACGGUAGAGCAGAGACAGAAUUGGUUCUUGUUGGUAGCAUAGAAGUUGCUGAGAAGGUUUAUCCAGGAAACUAACUCUUUCAAGCAGUUUAUUUAGGAGAUUACUUUCGGUUGGUUGUGAAUUUUGAUCUGGGGGGAAAUUUUAGCUAAAUUGUGAAUAUGGGUUAUAUGUGUGAUUUCUGUGGGGAACAAAGAUCAAUGGUGUACUGUCGGUCGGAUGCAGCCUGCUUAUGUUUGUCCUGUGACCGCAGUGUGCAUUCUGCAAAUGCACUUUCACGGCGCCAUUCCAGAACACUUGUGUGUGAAAGAUGCAACUUGCAGCCUGCAUUUGUUAGAUGCGUUGAGGAAAACUUAUCUUUUUGUCAGAAUUGUGAUUGGAAGGCACAUGGUAGCUCUAAUUCCGGCACUGCACAUAGGACACAAGCCGUCAAUUCCUAUGCUGGCUGCCCAUCUGCUGCUGAACUGUCUAAUAUCUGGUCUUUUCUCUUGGAUCUUCCUUCAGUUGUUGAUUCAACUUGUGAACAGGGUAUCGGUUCCAUGAGCAUUGAUGAUAAGAGUCAUGCAAACUUCGGAACUCCAAUGGGAAGCAACAAUCAAGCAGAUCUAUGUAUUGGUGCCGGUAACUUAAAAUAUGGAAAUAAGUCAAACUUAUGGAAAGGUUCUUCUGUGGCUAAAGCUGACAAGAAGAGAGCUAAUGGAGACCAGCAAAAUGAAUCUGCAAAAGUUACAGCUACAAAGAUAGGAUUAUCUGGAGCAAAAGAGCUUAAUUUUCGUGAAGAUGAUGACUACUAUGAGGACUUCAAUAUGGAUGAACUCGACUUGAAUAUUGAGAAAUAUGAAGAACUCUUUGGUGUUGGCCAUAACGAUCCCCAACAUCUUUUCAACGAUGAUGGAAUUGAUAGUUUGUUUGAAAUGAAGGGGAAUGGUGCCAAUUCAAAUUGCCAGGAGGCAUAUAUUGCUGAGGGAUCAUCAGUUGGAUUGGAAAAUAUAGCACAGCCCGCUGACAGCAAUGCUGCAUCUGCUGAUUCCAUAAUAAGCUGCAAGACAGAACCAAAUGCUUACUUUGCAAGACAAACCUCCAAUCUGUCAUUUUCGGGUCUCACUGGAGACAGCAGCACUGGUGAAUAUCAAGAUUGUGGGGCCUCUCCAAUGCUUGUUAUGGGAGAGCCGCCGCCAUGGUGUACUCCCGAAAGUUCAUUGGCUUCAAGUACCAGGAGUAGUGCUGUCCAGCGUUACAAGGACAAAAAGAAGACACGAAAGUUUGAAAAGAGAGUGAGGUAUGCUACAAGGAAGGCAAGAGCAGAUGUAAGAAAGCGUGUGAAAGGCCGUUUUGUGAAGGCUGGUGAUGCUUUUGAUUAUGAUCCUUUGAGCCAAACGCGAAGCUUCUGAAGUGAAAUCAAUACCUUAAGUUCGAGGAAUGACUGAUCAAUGUCAAGUUGGAAGACCUGUCAUAACUAAUAUUACUUGGGAAUGGAUGACACUGAUCAUUAUGUCCUCACUUAAGAGUAAAGCAGAUCAGUACAUCACAAGGGGAAUAUUAGCAUUAAGUUAUAACUAGGAAUAUUAAGAAUUGUUCUAGACCGUGGAUAAUGUAAAGUUUGCAUGUGAACCUUUUUGCUGUGUAGGAACCAGAGGUUUUGUCAAGCUCGACAGAGUUCCUAGUCUCCUGGUUUCUCGUUUUGAUAUGGACCUGUACAUCCUGCUCGUUGCAGAUCUAUGAACUUCAUGACUUGGCGUGACGAGCAGCCAAUUCAGUUGUGAGGUCUGGCAUGAAGAUUUUGUCGUGUAGCAUACUAUAAUGUGUCAAUUUUUGCAUGUCCUACAUGCUUGAUCAGUAUAUAAGCAUCCAAAAACAUGACCAUUGAUGCCAGAAUGUGGUAAUGUAUCGUAAACUUUUGCCUUUCGCUUAACAUAGCCUAUAUUAUGAACCGCUUUUGGAUCAUA
Molecule: messenger RNA, 2111 nt
Organism: Daucus carota subsp. sativus
Lineage: Eukaryota; Viridiplantae; Streptophyta; Magnoliopsida; Apiales; Apiaceae
Product: zinc finger protein CONSTANS-LIKE 10
Exons: 5
Coding region: 327-1556 (409 amino acids)
Molecular function (GO): zinc ion binding; protein binding
Source: RefSeq, a predicted model, not a curated record